AUGGAGAAUGAGCAGCUGCAGGUCCCGCCUCCCUCCAGCAGCACCAGCAGCACCAGCACUGCCAGCAGCAGCAGCAGCAGUAACGGGCGCCAGCCGGGGCCCCAGAUCUCUGUGUACAGCGGGAUCCCAGACCGCCAGACCGUCCAGGUGAUCCAGCAGGCCCUGCACCGGCAGCCCAGCACCGCGGCACAGUACCUGCAGCAGAUGUACGCGGCACAGCAGCAGCACCUCAUGCUGCAGACGGCCGCCCUGCAGCAGCAGCACCUCAGCAGCGCCCAGCUCCAGAGCCUGGCGGCCGUGCAACAGGCGAGUCUGGCUGCUAACAGGCAGGGCGGCUCCUCCGGCAGCAAUGCUCCCGCACAGACACCAUCCCAGCAGCCCACGAUAAACCUGGCCACGUCCCCUGCUGCCGCCCAGCUGAUCAACCGAGCUCAGAGCGUGAACUCUGCAGCCGCCUCAGGCAUCACCCAGCAGGCUGUACUCCUGGGGAAUGCCACCUCCCCCGCCCUGACGGCCAGCCAGGCCCAGAUGUACCUCCGGGCCCAGAUGCUGGAAGUGAGCGGGGGCCGAAUGCAGAGGGGGAGGGGCCCCCAGCGUUGGCUCCAGAGCCCCUCCCGGGCCUCCCCGAUACCCCAGCAGGAGCUGCUGUUGCCCCGGGGCACCCCCGCUCGGGCCCAGCAAAGUAACCUUGUGCAAGUAGCUAGGAGCCUAGGCCGUGCUGUUCCUUUAUCCCCCCAGCUCAUCUUCACUCCUACGGCCACAGUCACCGCGGUGCAGCCCGAGGGCAGCGCAGCCCCCACCUCCCAGCCAUCCACCACCACUGCUCAGGUCCAGAAUUUGGCCAUAAGAGCCCAGCAGACAGUAGCACAAGGAGUGGCUUCCUCCCAAGCCCAGCAGCUCCCCACCCUGGCCAUGAAGCCAGCUCCAAGCAGCAGCCAGCCGGCCUGCAACACUUCUCAGGGCAAGGCCGUGGGGCCAGCUCCCUCUGCGGGCACCAAGGGCAGCCAGGCUGAGCAGGGAGCAGAGCACCUUAAAAAGGGAGACGGCGGCGUGCCCACCAGCAUGGACAGCCGAGGGCACCCCAUGAGCCGGACGGUGACACCGGUGACCACCCACCCACUCAUCGCCCCAGCGUACGCCCAGCUGCAGCCCCACCAGCUCAUUCAGCAGCAGAAGCAGAUCCAGCACCAGUUUGUGAUCCAGCAGCAGCAGCUCCAGCCCAGGCCCCAGCCUCAGCUCAUCCAGGGCGGUGCCAACACCUCACCCCAGCUGCAGCCACUGCCCCCGCCCACACCCAGCCUGGCGGUGCAGCCCAGCCCGCAGGUGCAGGGCCAGAGCCACACCGCCCCACAGGGCCCAGCCCCCCUGUGCCACCCGCCGCCGUGCCAAGCUUCCAGUCAACACAAACCUAGUGCCAACCAGCCAUACCAGCCCACUCUGCACGCCCCUGGGCUCCAAGCUGUGGGCCCAGCCCAGCCAGCGCCUGAGGGCGGGCCUCAGAAUGGACACCCCGGGUGCCUGAACCAUGCCACGCAGCGCAAGUUCCAGCAUGCCUCAGCCGUGAUCCUGCAGCUCCAGCCAGCCAUCGGGACGCCUCCGCUCAGCAUCCAGGAGAAUGCCAGGAAAGACAUCCUUCCUGCUGAGAAGCACCCGGAAAGCCUGCCAGCUCAGCAGCCGCAGCCGCCACAGGCUGCCCUGAUGCCCCCAACUGCACCCCCAGACCCAGAGGUCUCUGAGGGCAACAGGCCCCCUACUCAUGAGCCGGGACAGGACCGUGUUCAUGUGCAGAACGACCCCAGCAGCCCCGGCAUGACAUCAGGGAACGGAAACUCUGCCUCUACUGUCGCUGGCACUGCCCCCCAGAAUGGUGAGAAUAAACCACCACAGGCCAUUGUGAAACCCCAAGUCCUGACGCAUGUUAUCGAAGGGUUUGUGAUCCAGGAGGGGGCAGAGCCGUUCCCGGUGGGGCGCUCUUCACUGCUCGUGGGGAAUCUCAAGAAGAAGUAUGCCCAGGGCCUCUUGGCUGAGAAACUCCCACAGCAGGACAAUACAACCACCACUGACUCUGAAAUGGAGGAGCCCUAUCUGCAAGAAUCCAAAGAGGAGGGGAACCCCCCGAAGCUGAAGUGUGAGCUCUGUGGCCGCGUUGACUUCGCCUACAAGUUCAAGAGGUCCAAACGCUUCUGCUCCAUGGCCUGUGCCAAGAGGUACAACGUGGGGUGCACGAAGCGGGUGGGGCUCUUCCACCCUGACCGCAGCAAGCUCCAGAAACCGGGGGCGGCAACGCACGGGCGCCGUCGCACCUGCAAGGGAGCCUUACCCGUCCUCAGCAAGGACACCAAGAAACAGACGCCGGUGUCCCUCUCCACGGGCUCGGUGCCACUCUCCGUCACAGCCUCACUCCAGCUCAACCGCAGCCAGGAGGAUUCCAGCCGCUGCUCCGAUAACUCGAGCUACGAGGAGCCGCUGUCGCCCCUCUCGGCCAGCUCGUCCACCUCACGCCGGCGGCAGGGCGAGCGCGACCUGGAGCUGCCCGACAUGCACAUGCGGGACCUGGUGGGCAUUGGGCACCACUUCCUGCCCAGCGAGCCCACCAAGUGGAAUGUGGAGGAUGUCUAUGAAUUCAUCCGCUCCUUGCCAGGGUGCCAGGAGAUCGCGGAGGAGUUCCGCGCCCAGGAGAUCGACGGGCAGGCCCUGCUGCUGCUGAAGGAGGAUCACCUCAUGAGCGCCAUGAACAUCAAGCUGGGCCCGGCGCUGAAAAUCUAUGCCCGCAUCAGCAUGCUCAAGGACUCCUAGAGGCGCCCGCAUGCGUGGCAUGGGCAGCCCCCCUG
This is a messenger RNA of Emys orbicularis (European pond turtle), 2831 nucleotides long. It is a transcript of the gene PHC2, whose product is annotated as polyhomeotic homolog 2. Gene Ontology annotation, molecular function: zinc ion binding; histone binding; chromatin binding. Gene Ontology annotation, biological process: negative regulation of DNA-templated transcription. Lineage: Eukaryota; Metazoa; Chordata; Testudines; Emydidae. The record is from RefSeq and is a predicted model, not a curated record. The transcript is spliced from 15 exons. The coding region runs from base 1 to 2796 and encodes 931 amino acids. Gene Ontology annotation, cellular component: nucleus; PRC1 complex.